This is a messenger RNA of Neolamprologus brichardi, 2036 nucleotides long. RefSeq names its product N-myristoyltransferase 1a (gene nmt1a). Gene Ontology annotation, molecular function: glycylpeptide N-tetradecanoyltransferase activity. NCBI's taxonomy places the organism in Eukaryota, Metazoa, Chordata, Actinopteri, Cichliformes, Cichlidae. Gene Ontology annotation, biological process: N-terminal peptidyl-glycine N-myristoylation. The record is from RefSeq and is a predicted model, not a curated record. Gene Ontology annotation, cellular component: cytoplasm.
UUCCUGGUUGAAGAUGGCGGAUGAGAAUGAGACAGCACCGAUGCCGGAGAAAGAAGAUGUAGAGGAUCACGCACACUGCAGCGACUGUGAAAAUGAAGAGCACCACUUUGACGAUGGUGAGAGGGGUCUUGGGGACGACACUGGCGCCAAGAAGAAGAAAAGGAAGCAAAAAAAGAAGAAGAAAUCUGGUGCCACAGAAGCAGCUCAGGACCCCCUUGCCAAGGUGAAUUCGUUGCCAGCUGAUAAGCUACAGGAGAUCCAAAAGGCCAUUGAACUGUUCUCUGUUGGCCAAGGUCCAGCCAAAACCAUGGAGGAGGCCACUCGGAGGAGUUACCAGUUCUGGGACACACAGCCUGUGCCCAAACUAGGGGAGACGGUGACAUCACACGGCUCCAUUGAACCUGACAAAGACAACAUUCGAGAAGAGCCCUACAGCCUCCCGCAGGGCUUCAGCUGGGACACCCUCGACCUGGGGAACCCCGCUGUGCUCAAGGAGCUUUACACCCUUCUCAACGAGAACUAUGUUGAAGAUGAUGAUAACAUGUUCCGAUUUGACUAUUCUCCUGAGUUCCUGCUCUGGGCCCUGCGACCUCCUGGCUGGUUGCCUCAGUGGCACUGUGGAGUGAGGGUUAACUCCAACCAGAAGCUGGUUGGCUUUAUCAGUGCCAUUCCUGCCACCAUCCACAUCUAUGACAUAGAGAAGAAAAUGGUUGAGAUUAAUUUCCUCUGCGUCCACAAGAAGCUUCGCUCCAAACGAGUCGCUCCAGUUCUGAUCAGAGAGAUCACCAGACGGGUCAACCUGCAGGGAAUCUUUCAGGCAGUGUAUACUGCUGGAGUGGUACUACCCAAACCUGUGGGCACAUGCAGGUACUGGCAUCGCUCUUUGAACCCUCGAAAACUAAUUGAAGUGAAGUUUUCCCAUCUGAGCAGGAACAUGACUAUGCAGCGGACCAUGAAGUUGUACCGCUUGCCAGAGGCCCCAAAGACUUCUGGUCUGCGGCCAAUGACCAAGAAGGACGUGCCCGUGGUGCAUCGCCUCCUCCGUGAAUAUCUGAGCCAGUUCAACCUGGUGCCAGUCAUGAAUCCGGAAGAGGUGGAACACUGGUUGCUGCCCCAAGAGAAUAUUAUCGACACUUACGUGGUGGAGAAUGAUGGCAAAGUGACAGACUUCCUGAGUUUCUACACUCUGCCCUCUACCAUUAUGAAUCAUCCUGUGCACCGCAGUCUAAAAGCAGCAUACUCCUUCUACAAUGUGCACACCACCACCCCCCUGCUCGACCUGAUGUCCGAUGCCCUCAUCUUGGCCAAAUCGAAAGGGUUUGAUGUCUUUAAUGCACUGGAUCUAAUGGAAAACAAGACUUUCUUGGAAAAGCUUAAGUUUGGCAUCGGGGAUGGGAAUCUACAGUAUUACCUGUACAAUUGGAAGUGUCCCAGCAUGGGGCCGGAAAAGGUGGGAUUGGUUUUGCAGUGACAUCCCUUCUAAUGCAGAAAGCAAGUGGCACCAUCAGGUGAGGAGGUGGCACAAUCGCACUGGCCACCUGACAGAUGAACUGAUGACCUCCUACUUUAAGAAUGGAAACCCACCGCCCAUUUUUACUUUUUGACCUUUUGAACUUUGACCUGCACUACCGCUGCCAGGCAGGGAGGCAGGGGGGAGUCUUCAGCUCUUCCCUCCUCCCUCGAUCACAUGGACCUUAAGCCAUUGUAGUUACCAUCCCAAACAACUGUACAUCUGAAAGCUGUCUUGAUUGUACCAUACACACACUCACAAGAACAGUUUGCACAGGUUACUGGAUACCAAACGCUCAUUGUUGGCGACAAAGCAUACCGUAUGUGUAAAUAAUGUCAAACAUAACUGCGAAUUACACCCUAACGCAUACAGACUAGAGCCUACUGUUUGUUGGAAGUGCUUUUUGCAACUACAAUAAUUCUGUCAUCCUUAAGUUUUAGAGAUAAAAAUCAAAAGGAUCAAAAUUAUUUUAAAGAGAAAACGGCUGAAAAGGUGAGAUAAUAAAUACCAAAAGUGUACACAAGAA